AUGUUCCUUCAAAAGGGUGGCACGGGCCCGCGCAAUGCCUCUCAGCUGCCGCAGGCCCGUUUCUCUCUUCGUUUGGGAGAGGGGCCAUAUCUUAUGCGCCUUUUCUCCCACGCCCUGAGCCGUCAUCCCUUCAAUCAGCAGGUAUUCCUCGUUGUUUCCGACGGGCAACCGGGUUCCUCAACGUCAAGAGUCCGAUCGGCUCUUAAUUCAGCUAUCUCCAGGGUAGCCAGCGGGAGCUGUUGCCUCUGCUUGAGAAACGUCUCUCUAGAUGCAUUUCUUCAUCUGCCUCUGCAGCAGCUGUUGCUGAAGCGUUGGAAGGGAUCUCUUCUUACUUGGCGGGGACCUGGGGGUUCAGUUCCGUGUUGUGAAGCAGCAACAGCAGGUGCCACGGAUGCGCCGUGCCCUGUGAUAGGAGAUACUGGAGGAGAUAGGAAUGCGGCUUCUUUACAGAAUGACGGCGUCAUGAUUCUGAAGUUGGAUCGCUUCACGGCGCAGGUGCUAGGGCUUGACACGUGGAUACGGCUGCCUCACUUUAUGCGGAAAUCUCUGCCGCCUGGAACUCGCUACCUGAAGAUAAAUGUACAGCACCCGGCAGUCGUACGCCACCAGAAGCUGAUCACCGAAAACAGGCUAAAACGACAAGCACAAGGCGUACAACUAGAACAGGGAAACCCGAUGGCAUGCCCGCCUUCUCGCCUCUACGAACAGCUUCGGCGAAGCCUGAGUUCACUCGAGCCUGUCGACCUCCUCGCCAGCACAGCACCACCUGAAGGAGACUGUGGGAGCAUCGAAGCAAGGCGUGAGCUUGCGGAAGAAGUACAGCUACUCCUGCGAGCGAGCGGAAGCCCCAAUGCUACUUGUAAUAUCGUGCAGCUGCAGUGCCGCUUGUCAGAAUAUAGAGGCGGCAUUGUAGACAUGACUGAGGAGGCCGCUUUGGCAGCAAGCACGGCGAGCUCUACAAAUACGCAGCAUGGGGAUGAACUACUCAUGAUUCCAGACCUCCCCGUCUCCCAAAUCUCGAAUCGCCUUCUGUUACCGGACUGGGAAAAGCUUUUUGCUGCUGCUGCCCUCGCUGCACCAAGACCAUGCUCUCCGCCAGUUGGAGAGGCCACUGCAGCUCUUGUGGUGAGAAAAAAAUGCCAAAGGAAAACGUCCGGUAGUCGUAGCACAAAAAUAUCCAAUCAAGCGAGGUCGCAGAAACCCGAUGGCGGCGCGACAUCGAAAAGUCUUAGCUGCAGUGAACUAGCCGACGCUGUCAAUAGCCCGCGACAGUGCCUACCUAUCCGUCCGGAUUAUCUAGAAGCGCUUCAGCUGCUGCAUGAAAGACAGAGGCAAUGGAGGUCGCGCAGAUCGAAACAGCGGAAUGAGGACACCCAACCGGCGCCAGAAAGUGCAAGUCACACUGAGGAGGCGCUGCAGCUGGCAGCCCCCCCAGCAUUCAGGGAGCUGCCGCCAGCAGAGGCCUUAUUCUCCAGAGUCACUGAGUACCUUGGAUGCAUUGGUAUGGACAUUCCAGUUAGCAAAGACGACUGUGAGUGGCUGAGAGAGGCGGACAGGAUGAAAGAUCCUCAUUCGAUUCCCGUUGCUAGUGUGUCUGGGGGUCUUCUUCACUCAAAUGCUCUGGUAGCGAGUGCAGAGUAUCUUUGCACAUGGCUGCAAUCACAAGGGCCAGGAGCCUGGGCAGCUAUAUCUGUUGUAGGAGUUGCGGAGACAGCAGUAGUGUACACAGGGCAGCCACACGGAAGUGACGUCAGUGGCGAGUCAACUCUGCAUCUAAUUCUUAGUGCUGAUGGAUCAGCCAACGUCCGCGGGAUCCUACUGCAAACAAUCGCUGCCUGCGACGCGACUACCAGUAUGCCAUGA
Molecule: messenger RNA, 1863 nt
Organism: Eimeria mitis
Lineage: Eukaryota; Apicomplexa; Conoidasida; Eucoccidiorida; Eimeriidae
Exons: 10
Coding region: 1-1863 (620 amino acids)
Source: RefSeq, a predicted model, not a curated record